Messenger RNA from Necator americanus (New World hookworm), 3348 nucleotides. RefSeq lists its product as uncharacterized. Gene Ontology annotation, molecular function: serine-type endopeptidase inhibitor activity. The transcript is spliced from 28 exons. The record is from RefSeq and is a predicted model, not a curated record. Bases 1 to 3348 code for a protein of 1115 amino acids. Lineage: Eukaryota; Metazoa; Nematoda; Chromadorea; Rhabditida; Ancylostomatidae.
AUGGUUGCUCCUAUAAGCACUAACGACGCAUUUCUAAAUGCGGAAAUGGAUUUUGGUUUGAAUAUGCUCCGACAGUCACCCACAACUGAGCAACUGGUCGUUUCACCGAUUUCUAUCAUAUUCGCUCUCGCUAUGGUACAGGCUGGAGCAAGAGGGAAGACGAAGACGCAAAUCAACCAAGUUAUUUCAAAUGGUGCAACGGAUGAAGAGAUUAUCAACUACUACUCUAGCCUUUCCAAAGACAUUCCCAUUUCCAACGAAGAAGUGGAGACAAGGAUGGCGAACGCGUUUUUUCUCAACAAGGAGUUCUCUAUCGAGAAGCAGUACGCUGAUGCCAUCAGUGGAAAUUACUCAGCAAAAGUAGAAGCCCUAGACUUUCGGAACGCAAAACAAACGGCCCAGAAAAUUGACAAAUUUGUGAGCGACGCGACGAUGGACAGAAUAAAAGAUAUUGUCACGGAGAGUACCGUAGAAGGCGCCGACUCUCUUAUAAUUAAUGCCAUUUACUUCCACGGUAAAUGGCAACGCGCGUUCGACAAGGAAUAUUCCAAAAAUGGCACUUUUCACAGCUCCACAGUCAAGCAGAAGGAAAUAGAAUAUAUGAAUGGUAACAGAGUGGUUCAGUACUACGCAGAGGAUGAAGAUAUGCAAGUCUUGUCAUUACCUUAUUUCGACACAUCCUAUGCUUUCAAUAUUCUUCUUCCCAAGAAAAGAUUUGGUCUUGAGGAGCUAAGAAGGAAACUGAACGGCACUUCCAUUAAAAGGGUGUUCUCGCAGCUUAAGUUGACGAAGUUAGAAAAGAUCUCUAUCCCAAAAAUGAAGAUUGAGACCGAUUACAAACUAAAAGAAGCGUUGAUGGCGAUAGGGGUUACCGAAAUGUUCUCUCACAGUGCUGAGUUGACUGGAAUCACAAGGUCAGCGCCACUGAAAGUGUCGAGGGCUGCGCACAAAGCUCUAAUUGAGGUUGACGAGGAGGGAACUACCGCAGCUGCAGCCACAUCCUUCCGGGCUGUAACAAGAAGUUUCAUACCUCAAACAAGUUCUAAAAUGGCAGUCUAUCAUUACUCACAAAAUCAAAGCAGUAUGUUUUGGGAUGUGGAGACCGAUUUCGGAUUGAAAAUGCUUCGUCAAUCGUCGACCCACGAGUCAUGUGUCGUUUCUCCCAUCUCUGUGAUUUUAGCUCUAGCGACGAUUCAAAUCGGUGCCAAAGGACUCACAAAAACGCAGAUCAGCAAAGCGAUAUCAAAAGGAGCAUCGGACAAGGACAUCUUCCUUUUUUACUCAAAUCUGUCCGAGCAGGUCAUGUACUCCAGAAGCGAGGCAAAAAUGAGAAUUGCAAACGGACUCUUCAUAGAUGGCAAGAAGUUCGUCGUGAGGAAGUCAUACGACAGGGUCGCCAUCGAGAAGUUCUCUGCAAGAGUAAGAGCGCUGCAGUUCUCAAGACGAGAGGAAACGACAAGGAAAAUUGAAACAUUUUUAAGCCGCAGAACAGCCGGUAGAAUUAAGCAUAUGCAUAGUUCUAUAAAAGACGCACUAUCGGUCGUACUCAGUGCCGCCUACUUUACAUCUCAGUGGGAACAUUCAUUCGUUAAAGCAACAAAUUCGUUUGGAACGUUCUACCACGAAGAGUCGGUCAAGAGAAAGGUUGAAUACAUGAAUGUUUUGAACGAGAAACGCUACUACGCGGAAACCGAAGACAUGCAAGUGCUAUCACUUCGCUACAAGGACACCAGCUAUGCGCUCAAUAUCUUCCUCUCAAAGGAUAGAUUCGGUUUCGAUGCACUACGCACGAAACUGAGCGGAUCACUCAUCCAGCACUCGCUCUCACAGCUUAAGGCAACAUACAUGAAGAUAUCAAUUCCAAAGAUAAAAAUCGAAUCAGAGUUCAAACUGAAAUCUGUUCUCAAAUCAAUGGGUAUCAGUGAACUGUUCUCUGAUCACUGCGAUCUGACCGGAAUCACAAAGACGUCACAGUUGAAAAUUUCAUCCGCGGAGCACAGGGCAGUGCUCGAGGUCACUGAGGAUGGAACCAGUGAAGAAGGUGUCCAAACCUACUUCAAACCUACGCUCCCGCCAACAAUCACGGUCCAGCCUAUAUCAUUCAUCGCCGAUCAUCCGUUCAUAUUUGUUCUUACCAAGGAUCGAAAUCCUCUUUUCAUAGGACAAUAUGUUAUGUUUCUACGAGCGGAAACUGACUUCGGUCUGACGAUGCUCCGUCAGUCAUCGAUCAGUGAGUCAGUGGUCAUCUCCCCGGUAUCCGUGAUUCUCGCCUUGGCAACGAUUCAAAUCGGUGCAAAAGGUGUGACAAAGACUCAAAUCAGCAACGCGAUUUCUCAAGGAGCGAGCGAUGUAGACAUCUUCAAGUAUUACUCUCGUCUUUCGGAAAACGUGCAACAUUCAAGACAUGGAGCGAAAAUGAGAAUCGCAAACGGACUCUUCGUGGAUGGCAAGAAGUUCGUUGUAAGAAAGAAGUACGAAAAGGUUAUAAUCGAGAAAUUCGCUUCAAAAGUGAGAUCACUGCGCUUCUGGAAGAGGGAGGAAACAAACCAGAGAAUUGACGCUUUUGUGAGCCGUGGAACAGCUGGUCGGAUAAAACAUAUUAACACUUCAAGCUCUAUUAAAGAUGCGCUCUCUCUCAUGAUUAGUGCUGCCUAUUUCACUUCCAAAUGGGAACAUUCGUUUGCGAAGGGGUCGAAUACAUUUGGAGAGUUCUAUUAUGGAGAGAACAUCAAGAGAAGGGCAAGUUUAUGGAUUCAACCACCUCCCGCUUCGUUUAGAAACAGGAAAACGGAGAGUUCUCUACUAGGAGUGUUACAGGUGGAGUACAUGCACAUUUUCAAUGAGAAACGUUACUACACUGAAAACGAAAACAUGCAGUUGUUGUCCCUCCGUUACAAGGACACAAGCUACGCGCUCAAUAUCUUCCUUCCAAAGAAGAGAAACGGCUUCGAUGCACUGAGAUCACAGCUGAGCGGAUCCCUUAUCCAAAGAUCGUUCUCCCAGCUCCAAUCAACCUAUAUGACGAUUUCUUUGCCAAAAAUAAAGAUCGAGACGGAAUUCAAGCUGAAAUCUGCGCUGAGAGCACUUGGUAUCAGUGAGCUGUUCUCCGACAAAUGUGAUCUUAGUGGAAUCACAAAGACAUCACAGCUGAAGAUUUCCUCCACUGCCCACAAAGCAAUUAUUGAGGUUGCCGAAGAUGGGACAGGUGAAGGAGAGUCGAAUAGCAACUACUUGCCUGCUGUUGCACCGACGGAAGCACAUCGGGCUAUAGAAUUCAUCGCCGAUCAUCCUUUCAUCUUCGUCCUAAGCAAAGAUUUGAACCCCCUUUUUAUAGGACAGUAUGUGUAG